AUGGCCCUGCGGCUUGCAUCCAUUGCUGUCUACCUGGCCACGGCAAUGGCGUCGUGCGGUGAGGAUGAGACUUGCCAGUUCGAGAUGGCAACAAGGUUUGCCCCUGUCUUGCGUCUCGACAAGACCACGGUGGACGAGUUGCGCUGCCUUCCGGGGCAUCCCGAAUACACAUACAACAUACGCAAGACUGGCAAUACCGACGUAAUUUGUGAAAGCGACAUCACGAAGCUGGAGCGUGGGGAGGUGCCUAUUUUCUACAGGUAUGAGGAGUGCGCUGAGGGAGUGGUCAUCCUCAUCUACUACAUCUGGUACAGCCAUCAGCCGGCCUGUCUGGACAUCAACGUUGCCAACAUUGUGGAACAGGACUUUGGCGCCCAUAAGGCUGACUGGGAGCGGAUCGCUGUUCACAUUCGGAUGAACCAGGUCGUGAAAGUGCGCUUCCACCAGCAUCGGGGCUCCUACACCAAGGCCAGGCAAAACAUGGAGUUCGAUGGCAACUCCCAGCACACGGUGAUCUACGUGGGGCAGGACAGCCAUGGUUCUUACCACAACGCUGGUGGGACUGGAAAUUGCCUUUACUUCCAAGACUUUCGACGCUUUGAGGAUCCACGACUGAAGCUGGAGGGCUGGCAUUUUCUAAUCGACAUCAAGAACAAGAGCACGAAUCUCCCGGAGUGGUUCUGGGGCGACCGGCAGUACUAUGAUGGUUACCCCUCGCCUGGCGAGCUCGUCCACAAGGACCAGGGUUGCAACGACAAUUCAUGCAGGGGCGUGGAUAAGUACAACUAUCUCACUGGAAUCUGCACGGGUGUGAUCUGUGGCUGUCGACGGAGUGACUGGUGCGACGAUGUGCCAUUCGGCUCGACGAUGGAGGAGAAACCAUGCGAUACGAGUAGAAUGGAUGACCUCCAGGAUCAAGCUAAAGAUUUCAUCGGGAGUCUCUUCGACAGGAACUCAGACACAGCAUCGAUCAGUGGAACUGUCAACUUUCAGAGGUUUGCGGGGGCCUUGCUCAUUGGGUGUCUACAACUCUCACUGGGAGUAGUGUGCUGA
This is a messenger RNA of Symbiodinium pilosum, 1053 nucleotides long. NCBI's taxonomy places the organism in Eukaryota, Dinophyceae, Suessiales, Symbiodiniaceae. The record is from the annotation of a GenBank genome assembly.